AUGCUGCUUCGGUCCUACUUCCAAGGUCAUGGAAUCUUUGCGCCUUGGCCCUGCCGCGCGCGAGGGCUGCAUCUGGUUCAAGAGACGCAAGCCAUUCUGCAGGUGCUUGUAUGCGGUGCGAUAGUUGCCGCGGAGGUUCUCGAGGCAAACAAAGACGGCGCAGGUAAUCAGCGUAACGCGGACAGCGGGCUUGCUACCGCUUCCAGACACUGGCUGUCGGUUGAGAUGCCUGAUGGAUUUGUUGUACUGCUCGAGCGUGAACCGCUCCAGGCCGUCAGGGGUGUCGAGGGACGGGAUGCGGUUAGCAUUGCCGAGUGCGGCGGCGGCAGCUGUGAACCGUGCUUGCGGUACUCGGCCUCGGUGACUGUUUGCCUCCGAGGCUCGGUCGCUUGGGACAAGGUCACGGCAUUGGCGUUGACGUUGACGCUAGCGCUGGUAGCAGCAGCAGCAGCAGCAGGACUGUAG
Messenger RNA from Pyricularia pennisetigena, 465 nucleotides. RefSeq lists its product as uncharacterized. The record is from RefSeq and is a predicted model, not a curated record. Lineage: Eukaryota; Fungi; Ascomycota; Sordariomycetes; Magnaporthales; Pyriculariaceae. The transcript has 2 exons. The coding region runs from base 1 to 465 and encodes 154 amino acids.